UGCACAACGGUUCGAAUUUGAAAAAUAACAAAAUAUAUAUGAUAAAUAAUUAUAAUAAAUGAAAAAAAAAGAAAAAGAAAAAAGAUCAACAGAAUAACACAAAAAAAAAAGAAACGAUAAUAAUAAACGCAGCAGCGCUAACAGCACCACCACCAUCCGAAAUAUAAUUAUGUACACGGAUGUGCAUUAUUAAGUGUUAUUUAAAUAAUAAUUCUAAAUUAAAGUUUUAUUAAAAGUACUAAUAAUAAAAUUUAAAUAAAAAUUAAUUUUAUGAACAUUAUUUAGUAAUUCUUAUUAUACGUGUUAUAUUUAUGUCGAAUCAAAUAUUUUGAAAAUAAUUACAAAUAAAUAAUUCAUAUACAAAUGCGUAUAUAUUUGAUAUAUGUACGUUACAUACAUAAAAAAGAAAUAUAAUAUAUGAGUGAAUGAAAAAUUAAUAUAGUUAAAACUUAUUCAAAUAAAAAUUAUGAUAUUCAAAAAACUCACAAUAUUGUCGUUCCUAUUUCAAGCCACCGUUUUACAAACAACAUUUGAUAAUUAUGCUGAAUCAAAAAGGCGUGAAGAUGUUGAUGAGAAUUUAUUACGAAAGAGAUGUGAAUUAAUUAAUUAUGGCUUUAGACUAGAUAAUAUUUCGUUAGCUCAAUGUAUUAAAAAUCUUACAAAACCGGGACAUUGUCCAUCUACAUCGUAUGAUAAUCGUGAAUAUUAUGGUAAAAUGAUAUGCCUUGAGACAUGUCAAGGUCACGAUUAUAAAUGUCCAGGUACACAAAAAUGUUGUCAUCAAAUCGAUUGUGGUAUGAUUUGUCAGGAACCAAAUGAUUUACAUUAUGAUAAUAGUAUACCACCAAUACCAAGAAACUUAGUUCCAAGAAAUUUAAAAAAAAAAGGACGAACAUGUGAAUUAUUUUGGGAUGUUCCGUUGAUACAUGCAAAAAAUCAUACAGGACAUUUUUUAUAUAUAGUUGAAUGCCGUUGGCAUUUUGGAACUCAAUUUUCGCCAAGAAAACUGAGAGAAUGGGAAUGGUUAGAUUAUGAGAUAACUGGGCAUAUUUUAACAUAUAGAACAUCAGUGAAAAGAAUGCAUGCUAGAAUAAAAUUAAAACGGGGACGUUUUUAUCAAUUUCGUGUUGCUAUGAUUAAUGAAAAUGGAUUUAAAGGAUAUUCUGAACCAUCAGCACCAUUCCGAUUACAUGAUGUUGCAACUCAUAUUACAGAUCCUAGGCCACCAAAAGCACCGAAAAGUUUUAAAAUAACACUGCCGAAAUUAUUACCAAAUAAUUCCAUAUAUGCAAAAGUGACAUGGUUGCCUAAUAAAUCAGAUAUUCCAAUUGAAAAAUAUCAUAUAUCUUGGGCUCUUUACAUUAAAGCUGAAAAUAAUUCUCUUCUUUUAAAUGAUGCCUUUGUUAAAGAGCCAAUUCAUUCGUAUGAAUUUUGGAAUUUACAUCCAAAUUCAAUGUAUUAUAUACAAGUUCAAGCAAUUGCUGUACAUGGAAAACGUCGUCCAAAAUCACCAAAAUCUUCAAUUUUUUAUAAUACAACAAUAGAAACUAGUAAUAGCUUAGAUCAUAUUAAUAGUGAACUUUCAAAUAAUCAGUAUUAUAAUCGAACAAAUCAUUAUGUUCAACAAUCAUCAGCUUCAUCAUCUAUAAAUUCUAAUAUUGGAACCUAUUCUAUUAAUUCUACUGGUUAUAAUAUAAUUGGAAAAUCUAAAAAUACAUUUUAUUCAGAAAAUAAUUUUCAUUCUAAUUCACAUAUGAAACAACCAAUUAUUACAAUCAAAUUUUUACCAAAUAAAAAAUACGGAUUACUUGUUCGGGCGGUAUUUUCUAAAGAUACAAAUAAUGAAAAAUACUUACUUGAACUAUGUCCUGGAAAUUUUUCAAAUUGUGAAUCAAAGGAAUAUGAAGCAGCUAAAACAAAGAAGGAUCAAAUCGAUUUCAGUCAAUUGAAAUUCAAUAAACAAUACACAUUACGAUUAAUUGAUACAACGAAUCAUAUUGAUGUUAAAGGAGAUGGAAUUGUACUUACAAAAACAUUUUUAACUCCAGCAUGUUCAGAAUGGUUAAAAAAGCAUCCAAAUUUGAAAACAAAUUUUAAAUGUUAAACAAUUGAACCUUGCUACUAUAUAUCUUUUAUUUUAUAUUUUGUUUGAAUAAAAAAAAAAAAACUGUUAUAAUAUUUAGAAUAAUGAAUUUUAAAAGAAAAAUGAAAAAUACUCAUGCGCCAUAUAAUAAGUUAAUUUUAUAAACUGAAUAUUCCUAAAUCUCAGAAUUCAAAUGACUGGGAACCCACUACUAAUUAAAAUAUAUUAUAUAUUUUUUAACAAUAACUUUUUAUUAUAUUAUAAAGAAACUAUUAAACAUAUCGAUUUUAAGUAAAACUUAUACUUAAUAGUUUUUUAGGAUUUUUUUUUUCUUUAAAUAUACAUACCAGUAGAAUUAAAUUUAAUAUAAAUUAUAACGAAUGCAAAAAAAAAAAAUAAAAACAAAUUCAAAGUUAAUUUUGUAAGGCAUGAAAAAAGGUAAAAUAAAAAAUAUAAAACACUAUUUUUGACAAAAUUGAGUUAAUUACUCAAAACGAAACAGUAUUUUGUAAAUAAACGUAUA
Condylostylus longicornis is the source of this 2606-nucleotide messenger RNA. RefSeq names its product anosmin-1 (gene Kal1). The transcript has 9 exons. Gene Ontology annotation, cellular component: extracellular region; cell surface. The coding region runs from base 467 to 2104 and encodes 545 amino acids. Gene Ontology annotation, biological process: neuron differentiation. NCBI's taxonomy places the organism in Eukaryota, Metazoa, Arthropoda, Insecta, Diptera, Dolichopodidae. The record is from RefSeq and is a predicted model, not a curated record. Gene Ontology annotation, molecular function: protein binding; peptidase inhibitor activity.